Molecule: messenger RNA, 2928 nt
Organism: Oldenlandia corymbosa var. corymbosa
Lineage: Eukaryota; Viridiplantae; Streptophyta; Magnoliopsida; Gentianales; Rubiaceae
Source: the annotation of a GenBank genome assembly
AUUAGACAAAAAGUUUGUAAAUUCAAAAAUUUCUCUCUCUACUCCAACCCCCAAAAAUUGAAAUCCCGCGCCACCGUUUUCCCCCACCGGGAAAUGGCCCUUUCCGCCCCUCCUCCGCCACCCGAUGCGUCUCCUCCACCCACCACCGCCGCCACGGCGACGACGGCGUCCACCUCUACUCCUGCUACUACUACUACAACUACUACUCACGCAGCAAGACCACCGUUCCCUCCGAACCCGAGACUCCCUCCGCCUACCCAAUCCCACGCGAUUUAUCCCGCCCCCUUUUACCCUCCCCAGGUGAUUCAUCCACCACAUCUCGCCAAUCCGAGACUCCCUUCUAGUCCCAGCUUUCCUCAACCGCUGCCGCACGACGUUAGCACCGCCGCCGCCUCGCCAGCAACUACCAAUUCCGGUAUACUUUAUCCCGUAGCAUCGUCCGGCCGGGGAUUCAUCCAGAAGCAGCAGCCUUCUACUGUUACUGUAUCUAACUCUAACCCUAAUUCUCAUCCAUUUAACAAUCGCUCCGGGGUGAUUUCAUAUUCCAGGCCACUGUUUGGGUACCCUCAUCCGGAUCCGGGUCAAAGUCCUGGAAUGGCGAUGGGUAUGGGGUAUGUCAGUGGUCGACCCGCUCAGUUCCAGCAGCAAGGUGGUGUUAGUGGUACCAUGGUCUUCCCGGGUGUGAUUAAUAGUGUCCCCGUUGCUUCUUCCCAGGGCCAACGCAAGAUUAGUUUUUCAUCAGCUCCAAAUGCUGAUAGUAAUGGCCACAAAGAUUCCAGGGGAAAAAGCAGGGACGAGUCUCUUUUAACUGUCAGAGAUAGAAAGGUCAAAAUGUCUGAGAGCGCUUCUAUUUAUGCUCUCUGCCGAUCAUGGUUGAAGAACGGUGCACUUGAAGGAAAUCAGCCGGUAUACCAGGAUGGAGCUAGACUUCCAAGACCUUUGCCCUUAUCAGUAGAAAAGGUGGUUUCACCAGCAGAGAAGGAUGAUGCUAAGGAAGAAACGGAGGAAGAAGGAUCUGUGGAGAAUUUAACCCCAGAGGAGUUGUUGCAAGGCCAUAUCAAGCGUGCUAAGAAAGUACGAUCAUGGUAAGUUUAACUUUAUACUCCAUGCUUUUUCAUAAUUGAAAAUGCCAUCAAAGGAAGUUUGAUCCGUGAAUAAGAUUAAUGAAUGCCUUAAAGUGUGGUUUUGUGGCUUAACAAUUUAGUCUUGCCUUCUAAGUUUCUGCUCUAUAGCUUCUUGAAUUUAGACUAUUUAGUAAUAUAUAGGCUGAUAAGUUGUAGUGUGUAGUUACUAUUUGAGGUUUAGUUCAUCUUCUGAUGGUUUUUAGUCUUUAUGAGAACCUUUAGAUUGUUUCCUGAUUCUUGUUCUUAAUGAAUCUUCCCAGAGGCAAAGUUUUCUAUUGAGGGAGUCUUCUGGAAGCAUGUUCUUGUUGCGUUCUUGAAAAUGUUUCCUUUCUUGAGGGAUGAAGGAUCAUAAUUAUUUUUCGACUGAAAAAUUAAUACCAUUCACAAGUUGAAAAUAUUCUGCAAAGUGUUUUCCAAAAUUUAUUCACACGUAGAAAAGGAAAGUUGUUCGUCGAAAAAGCCAAGGCCACAUCAUGUUCAGCAGCUACAGUAAAUUGACCAGAAUUUGACUGUAUUCUGAACUAUUAUUAUUAUAAUUUUUUUUUUUUGGGGGGGGGUGGGGCAGUUGUUGAAGAAACAGGGUUUGUCCUUUAUGGUAAGGAAGUAAAAGAAAAAUCUCGGUUGAUGGAAGGAGUUAAUGGAAACAGUGUAGGUUUGCGAUUCCAAAUGAAGAAGAUAGAAAGUACAUCUAGGAUAACUGGGGUGGCUAUAUGGAUAAUAUCUUGCCAUUAUAUUGAGUUAAAUUCUGUGUUCUCUGUUAUGUUAGUUUAAAUUAAUGCUGCAUUUUGUAAGUUUUUCUCUAAUCCUUUUUAAAGUUUUGUCCUGAUUGAAAAAUUAAUACUUCUCUGUGUAUAACUUAUUGGGGCAUCUAAAGUUUCCUGCACAUAUGUCCUAGCUCUUUAGGAUGUGUUUUUCACAUCUAAUAUAAUGGGAAAACCACUAUUUUAUUUCAAGGAUACUCAUUUGUAUCACCAUUCUCAGCUGUAAUUUUCAUUUUUUGCUCAUUUUUGUCUUUUGUCACUUGGCGCUUUGAUCUAUAUAUAGUAUUGUCAUGCUCGUCAAAUUCACAAAUAUAUUGCUUUUAUGGAACUUCUGCGUCGAAUAAUUUCUCAUUUUCACUUAGUGGAAGUCAGAAGACAUGCAGAUAGGAUAACAAUCUUCUGUAUCAGUUAUCGUCUGACUCUUUUGUGCUGCAGAAAUACUGCUUUUUGCAGCUCAAAUACUGUGACAAUUUAUUCACAAACUGGCCCUCUUGCAUGAGUUAUAAACCAUGAGUAAUGUUCUUUGUGUUGUGUAGUUUGCGAGAAGAAAGACUUCGACGGAUUGCAAGAUACAAAACCAGAUUAGCCCUUCUCCUGCCGCCGAUGGUAGAGCAACAACUUAGAAAUGAUUCAGCCCCUGGAAACUGAUGUGUUAUGUUGUGACAUUGAGCUAGUCAGUCUGAAGUUUUGGGUAGGUUGAUGAUGCCGAAGUGAAUCCUCAUCGUAAAGGGACUCCGAGUAGCUAAGGCCUGUUGACAUGAUGUUGUUUUUUUUUUUUUUUUUGGCCAUAUUUGCAGGCCUGUUGACAUGAUGUUGUUAGUAUUGGUUGGCAGAGUUCUAGUUAGGGAAAGCCUGCUUUAUCCAUCGCGGUGACUGCCCACUGUAGUUAUAGCAACGUAUGUAUGUUUAGUGAUUUUUUUCCAGGAAUUGAUUCCAUAAUGCAAAACUUCUGGACUUAAAUAGCACGAUUCUUUUCUGCCGCCAGAUGCAAUUACCUGGUUGAGUCGUGAUUUUUGAGCAUCUCCUAAACGUCUAUACAAUAG